ACCGACCCGCAUUUACAGCUCAGGUUAGCUUCCUCCAACAACCCUUUUUGGCGGAGCUUUCAAUCUCUCAACACCCUCGUUUUCAUCGACACCUCCCUUAUUUCCUUCUUCAAAUCCCCACUUUUUCCAAUUUCCCCCUACUCUCCCUCUCUCUGUUCCACUUCUUUCUCUCUCUUCUGCAUUUCGAAGGCAUUUGAUCCCAAAAUGGACUCCGCAUUGACCUUUUGCAGCAAAUCUGUUUACUCACCUUCACCUCCCGGUUUAUUUGUGGAAAGGGUUCGAGGGAUUAGGAGCUCCAGUUGUAGUUUUAUGUUGGGAAGUAGGGUAAACUUCCCUCGGCAGAGAGCUUGGGCUUCUCAAGUUAGUCACAAAUAUGGGAAACGUGGGGGAGCCCUCAAUGUUACAUGUCGUGCUGAGAAGAUUCUGGUGGCAAACAGAGGAGAAAUUGCUGUUCGUGUGAUUCGAACUGCUCAUGAGAUGGGAAUACCUUGUGUUGCAGUUUACUCAACCAUAGAUAAGGAUGCACUUCAUGUCAAACUGGCUGACGAGGCAGUUUGCAUCGGUGAAGCACCGAGUAGUCAGUCGUAUUUACUGAUCCCAAAUGUCCUGUCUGCUGCUAUUAGCCGUAAAUGUACAAUGCUGCAUCCUGGUUAUGGUUUCCUUGCCGAGAAUGCAGUUUUUGUUGAAAUGUGCAGAGAACAUGGAAUCAACUUUAUUGGACCGAAUCCUGACAGUAUUCGUGUAAUGGGUGACAAAGCAACUGCAAGAGAUACGAUGAAGAAAGCUGGUGUUCCAACUGUACCAGGAAGUGAUGGAUUGCUGCAGAGCACUGAAGAAGGAGUUAGGCUUGCUGGUGAGAUCGGUUUUCCUGUGAUGAUCAAGGCAACAGCAGGUGGUGGAGGCCGUGGAAUGCGUCUUGCUAAAGAACCUGACGAAUUUGUGAAGUUGUUACAGCAAGCUAAGAGUGAGGCUGCAGCUGCAUUUGGAAAUGAUGGUGUCUAUUUGGAGAAGUACAUACAGAAUCCGAGGCACAUUGAGUUCCAGGUUCUUGCUGACAAGUUUGGUAAUGUUGUUCACUUUGGAGAGCGUGAUUGCAGUAUUCAGAGAAGGAAUCAGAAGCUGCUGGAAGAAGCUCCCUCCCCUGCUUUAACCCCCGAGUUGCGGAAAGCGAUGGGUGAUGCCGCAGUUGCAGCAGCAGCAUCUAUAGGUUACAUUGGUGUGGGUACUGUUGAGUUCCUUUUGGAUGAAAGAGGUUCCUUUUACUUCAUGGAGAUGAACACCCGGAUCCAGGUUGAGCAUCCUGUGACAGAAAUGAUUUCCUCCGUUGACCUGAUUGAAGAACAGAUCAGUGUAGCUAUGGGAGAGAAACUCCGCUACAAACAGGAGGAUAUUGUGCUUAGAGGACAUUCAAUUGAAUGCCGUAUUAAUGCUGAAGAUGCUUUUAAAAAUUUCAGACCCGGGCCAGGAAGAAUAACAGCGUAUCUACCAUCUGGAGGUCCAUUUGUGAGAAUGGAUAGCCAUGUUUAUCCUGAUUACGUUGUCCCACCAAGCUAUGACUCCCUACUUGGAAAGCUUAUUGUAUGGGCACCAACAAGGGAGAGGGCAAUUGAACGUAUGAAAAGGGCUCUCAACGACACUAUUAUUACAGGGGUUCCAACAACAAUCGAAUACCAUAAACUUAUCCUCGAAGUUGAGGACUUCAAAAAUGGAAAAGUUGAUACUGCUUUCAUUCCAAAGCAUGAACAAGAGUUAGCUGCGCCCCAAAAGAUGGUAGUAGCAACUCCUGCUAAAGAGCUGACCAACGCUGCUGCUUAGAGGGAUUUGAACUGGUUUUUGAUUGGGCAGCUGCUCUCGGCUCUGUCGGCAGAUACAAUUUUUCACUAAUGAAUAUGUUAGCUUGGUCUCUGCAUAUUUUGUUCUUCCAUGUUUUUGAAUUACAAGGAACAAUUAAAAUCCUUCUUUCUAAUGGCUGCAGUACGAGUUUCAAUCUCUGUUGAUGAAUGUAUUUUUUUUCGUUUCUUUUUUGUUUUAAUGAUAUAGCAAUUAAUAGUUGAUAAAAA
Messenger RNA from Cornus florida, 2060 nucleotides. RefSeq names its product biotin carboxylase 1, chloroplastic. The record is from RefSeq and is a predicted model, not a curated record. Gene Ontology annotation, molecular function: metal ion binding; ATP binding; ligase activity. Lineage: Eukaryota; Viridiplantae; Streptophyta; Magnoliopsida; Cornales; Cornaceae. The coding region runs from base 205 to 1815 and encodes 536 amino acids. The transcript has 17 exons.